AUGCACGGUUAUCAAUCAUUCCCCGUCAUCAACCAACACUUUAUCGUUGAUCGCAAAUACCAAUUCCUUCGUGAAAUGGGUCAAGGCGCUUACGGCGUCGUUUGUGCAGCAAAAGAUACAGAAUCAGGUGAACAAGUAGCUAUCAAGAAGGUCUGCCGAAUCUUUGAGAAGAACAUCCUUGCCAAACGUGCCUUACGUGAAGUGAAGCUUCUUAAGCACUUUAACGGACAUGAGAACAUCACCUCCAUCAUCGACAUGGAUAUCGUCAACCUUCAAGACUUUAACGAGCUGUACUUGGUGCAAGAGCUUAUGGAGGCUGAUUUACAUCAAAUCAUUCGUUCUGGACAACCAUUGACCGAUGCCCACUUUCAGUAUUUUGUUUAUCAAAUCUGCCGAGGAUUGAAGUACAUCCAUAGUGCAAAUGUUCUUCAUCGGGACUUGAAGCCAGGAAACUUGCUGGUCAAUGCUGAUUGUGAAUUGAAGAUUUGUGAUUUCGGCUUGGCUCGUGGUUAUUCGGAGAACCCUGAAAGCAAUGCAGCUGGAUUUAUGACGGAAUACGUUGCCACUCGCUGGUAUCGAGCACCUGAAAUCAUGUUGAGCUUCCAGAACUACACAAAAGCGAUUGACAUGUGGUCGGUUGGUUGCAUUUUUGCUGAGAUGCUUGGUGGAAAGCCCCUUUUCAAAGGCCGAGACUAUGUUGAUCAACUCAAUCAAAUCUUGGGUAUUCUUGGUACACCUGAUGAAGAAACUUUACGGCGUGUUGGCAGUGAAAGGGCCCAAGUAUAUAUUCGCAGUUUGCCGCAUAUGCCAAAGAUCUUGUUCCAGAACUUGUAUCCCAGAGCCAACCCAUUGGCCAUUGAUCUAUUGAACAAGUUGCUUGAAUUUGAUCCUGCAAAGCGAAUCACUGUGGAAGAAGCAUUGGCACACCCAUAUCUUAGUGCUUAUCAUGACGUGGAUGACGAGCCUGUACAUACCGAGACCUUUGACUUUUCAUUUGAAGUGGUGGAAUCAAUCGAAGACAUGCGAAAAAUGAUUGCCCAGGAAGUCAUGUCCUUCAAAGCCAGCAAACAAGGAUUGUUGCAGCCUCAACCCAGUGUCAGCUUACGACGAAAGGAGAGUCUGUCAGCGCAGGAUCGCGAAACAUUGGAGAGAAGCCAACAAGUUGCAGCACAAUCACGGACAACGGAUGGCGGUGCGCAAGAUCCACAUGCCGCUGCUGCUAGCGGAUCCGUAGCAGCAUCAACAGUCGCCAACCAUCCAGUGAACCACAUGGAAGUGGACGAGCUUGAACGAGAAUUGAGCGGGCAUAUGUAG
Molecule: messenger RNA, 1314 nt
Organism: Lichtheimia ornata
Lineage: Eukaryota; Fungi; Mucoromycota; Mucoromycetes; Mucorales; Lichtheimiaceae
Exons: 15
Coding region: 1-1314 (437 amino acids)
Biological process (GO): protein phosphorylation; intracellular signal transduction
Cellular component (GO): nucleus; cytoplasm
Molecular function (GO): MAP kinase activity; ATP binding
Source: RefSeq, a predicted model, not a curated record